CACCGCCCAGCAUGGAGGUGUCGUCAACACACCUCAGUUUAACGGUGUUAAUGUUGCAGGGAAUCUAAUGGUCCAAGUCACGCAGGCCUCGUCUCCUGACAGGACAGACGAGACGAAAGAUGCUUCUCCCAAAAACAAAGCAAACACUCAAAGGUGCCGAGAUAACUUAAAAUCUUUCCUUGAAAAUACAACAAAGGAUCUGUCACAAGGAACAAAGGAAGAUGGAUCAUCGACUCCUUUAGACAAGAUCUAUACGGAGCUUUACAUCAGACGAGGAGGCAGUGGGGAGGUUAAUAGUGAACAUGAAGUGGUUAACUUGGAAUGCAAAAGGAGUUCGAGUGAGGAGAAGAAAAUCCAGGUCAAUGACAUUCUUCAACCUUUAUCAAACGAAGAAAACCCUCCUCAGAGAGUUCUGACGAAGGGAAUCGCUGGCAUUGGAAAAUCUGUCGCUGUGCAGAAGUUCACUCACGACUGGGCAACAGGAGAAGCCAACCAAACUACUGAUUUCAUAUUUCCAUUCACAUUCAGAGACUUAAACUUGAUUAAAGAUAAGGAUUGGAGUCUUGUGACAUUAAUAUGUCACUAUUUUGAAGAAGUGAAGGAUUUGGAAAAGUCAGAUUACAGCGAAUCAAGUGUUUUGUUCAUCUUCGACGGCCUGGAUGAAAGCCAAUUACCUCUGGACUUCAACAACAAUGAGAUGUGCCGCGAUGUUACAAAGACCAUAACAUUAGACAUCCUGCUGACCAACUUAAUUUCAGGGCAACUGUUGCACAAAGCCUCAGUCUGGAUCACAAGUAGACCAGCUGCAGCCACUAAGAUUCCUCCCAAGUUCUUCCACAGGGUGACCGAGGUACGAGGCUUUAAUGAUGAGCAGAAGGAGGAGUACUUUCAGAAGAAAGUUAGUGACAAGGAAAUGGCUCAGAAGAUCUGCGAUCAUCUUCAGUCAAAGACGCAAAGAAGUCUGUACAUCAUGUGCCACAUCCCAGUCUUCUGUUGGAUUUCAGCCACAGCUCUACAGAGUAUCCUAACAGAAACAGAAGAAGCUGAGUUGCCCAAAACUGUGACUGAAAUGUACACACACUUCCUGAUCAUCCAGACAAAGCUGAAGGAAUAUCAAGAAGGUGAAACCGACAAAGAUGUGAUCAUGAAAUUGGGAAAGCUGGCAUUUGAACAGCUUCAGAAGGGCAACAUACUCUUCUAUGAAAACGAGUUUAAAAGUUGUGGAAUUGAUCUGAAACAAGCUGCAGUUAAUUCAGGAGUUUGUACACAGAUCAUAAGAAAAGAAUCUGGUCUUCACAAACAAGAGAUUUACUCCUUCAUUCAUUUAAGUGUUCAGGAGUUUCUGGCAGCUCUGUAUGUGUUAGAGACUUUCUUAGAUAGCGGAGAAAAUCUGCUUUCCAGCCAGACAAGUGUGAAAGUGCCAUCAAAGAAAGGAGAACGUCCCAUCUUCCUCCUCCACCAGAACGCAGUGGAUAUGGCUUUGUUCAGCAAUAAUGGACAAUGGGACUUGUUCCUGCGCUUCCUGCUCGGUCUGUCGCAGGAUAAAAAUCAGGAGCUUCUUCAAAAACGAGUUGGAUUCAAAGGAAGACGUCCACAGAGCAACCAGGAGACAAUCAAUUUCAUUCACGAGAAGAUUAAGAAACUGUCCAACAGCGACAAGAGCAUCAACCUGUUCCACUGUUUAAAUGAGUUGGGUGACCAGUCUCUGGUAGAGCAAGUCCAAAAGUACCAGAGCUCAGGAGAUUUUGGUAAACUCUUACCUGAACAUUGGUCAGCUCUGGCCUUUCAGCUGCUCGUUUCCAAUGAAGACCUGGAUUUCUUUGACCUGAAGAAAUACGAAAGAUCAGAUGAAGUUCUGGAGAGGCUGCUGCCAGUGCUCAACGCCUCAAAAAGAGCUUCGUUAAGUUACUGUGACCUCACCGACAGAUGUUGUGAGAACAUUUCAUCAGUUCUCAGCUCGAAGUCUUCUGGUCUGGAGGAGUUAGACCUGAGUGGAAACUCUCUGCUGACUGACUCUGGAGUGAAGCUGCUCUCUGACGGUCUAAAAAGUCCCAACUGCAAACUUCAGAGACUCCACCUGAGAUGGUGCGGGAUAACAGCAGCUGGCUGCCGGUCUUUGGCCUCUGCCCACAGCGACUCCUCUGAUCUCAAAGAACUCAACCUGAGCCUCAACUUCCUGGAAGACCAGGGGGUGGAGCUGCUCUCUUAUUGGAUGAGGAAACCCCAGUGUAGACUGGAGAUACUGAGCCUGAGCGGCUGCAUGUUGUCAACAGCCAGCUGCCGGUCUUUGACCUUUGCCUUCAGUGACUCCUCUGAUCUCAGAGAACUCAACCUGAGUGGCAACAACCUGGAGUACCAGGGGGUGGAGCUGCUCUCUGAUUGGCUGAGGAAACCCCAUUGUAGACUGGAGAUACUGAGGUUGUCAUUCUGCACAGAGAGGUGCUGUGAGUCUCUGGCCUCGGCUCUGGAGUCGAACCCUUCACACCUCAGAGAACUGACGCUGCACCGCAGUGAUCCAGGAGAAUCAGGUCUGAAGCUGCUGUCUGAUUUACAGGAGAACAAAAGAUACAAACUGCAGACACUGAGGGUGUCUAAGGGAUUCAUUAGAACAUGAACCGGAUCAGAACUAAAAGACAACAAUGGAUAAUUUUCCUCCUUCUGUCCGGACCAAAUGAUCUGAACUACAGGUGUGAAAAUGACCUUAAAUUCCUCAUAACUCUUCUCUCUUUAAGGACUCAAUGCUCAAAACUCCUCAAUCAGAAGUCAGAGGGUAUCUGAGCACCAGCUACCAGCUCUUUGUGUAACGUAAGAGCAUAAAAUACUGGAGGGGGGAGGAACAUAGAGGAACAUGUCCCACUGCACUUUU
Molecule: messenger RNA, 2866 nt
Organism: Sander lucioperca (pikeperch)
Lineage: Eukaryota; Metazoa; Chordata; Actinopteri; Perciformes; Percidae
Product: NACHT, LRR and PYD domains-containing protein 3-like
Exons: 7
Coding region: 68-2614 (848 amino acids)
Molecular function (GO): protein binding
Source: RefSeq, a predicted model, not a curated record